This is a messenger RNA of Zea mays, 1812 nucleotides long. RefSeq lists its product as uncharacterized. Gene Ontology annotation, cellular component: endomembrane system. Bases 383 to 1636 code for a protein of 417 amino acids. The record is from RefSeq and is marked validated. Gene Ontology annotation, molecular function: GDP-Man:Man(1)GlcNAc(2)-PP-Dol alpha-1,3-mannosyltransferase activity. The transcript is spliced from 8 exons. Gene Ontology annotation, biological process: dolichol-linked oligosaccharide biosynthetic process. Lineage: Eukaryota; Viridiplantae; Streptophyta; Magnoliopsida; Poales; Poaceae.
CCACCGCCGCCCCUCCCUCGAGUUCCCCCGAACGCCGCCCCUCAGGUUCCCGGGACGCCGCCCCUCAGUUUUCCUGGACGCCGACCCUCCCUCGAGGUUCUCCGUGUAGAUCCGCCACCUCUCCCUUGCACGAACUCGCGCCCCUCCGUCGAGGUCCCCUGGACGCCGCGCCCACCCCUAGCGCCUAUCUUGCCAAACACCAUCAAAACUCCAGAGGAGUUGCCCCACCAGGGAGUUUUGGAGCAGAGCAGCUCUAGGUGGAGCAGAGCUAUGCCAAACACGCUUGUCCCAAACAGGACCUGAGACGAACCCUUUGGCCUCGGCUCUCGUCUUGUGAGUGUGUAAUCUCGGAUCGGGAAACUCGACUGCGGGGUCGGAGAAGAUGGCGGCGGCGGGAGAAGUUGCCGGCGCUUCGUCGGGGACGAGGACGAAGCGGCUUAAGAUUGCCGUCAUCCACCCGGAUCUCGGAAUCGGUGGUGCUGAGAGAUUGAUUGUCGAUGCGGCUUGUCAGCUUGCUGCCCACGAUCAUGAUGUUCAUGUCUUCACAUCACAUCAUGAUAAAAAACGUUGCUUUGAGGAGACUCUUUCUGGUUUGUUUCCGGUUACUGUACAUGGGGAUUUCCUGCCUCGCCAUGUGUUCUACCGCUUUCAUGCUGUUUGUGCUUAUCUUCGCUGCAUUUUUGUUGCGCUCUGUGUGCUACUCAGAUGGCCCUUCUUUGAUGUCAUAUUGGUAGACCAGGUUUCUGUUGUGAUUCCACUACUUAAACUAAUGGCAUCAUCGAAGAUAAUAUUUUACUGUCAUUUCCCUGAUCUGUUACUUGCACAACAUACUACUAUGCUUCGGAGGUUAUAUCGCAAGCCAAUUGACAUGAUUGAGGAAAGCACUACUGGUAUGGCUGAUUUGAUUCUUGUCAAUAGCAAGUUCACUGCAGCAACUUUUGCAAGGACCUUUUCUGGUUUACAUGCUAGAGGAAUCGAGCCUGGUGUUCUUUAUCCAGCUGUCUCUGUUGAGCAGUUUCACGAACCCCAUGCUUAUAAGUUGAAUUUCCUAUCAAUCAACCGGUUUGAGAGGAAAAAGAAUCUUGAUCUUGCCAUUUCAGCAUUUGCUUUGCUCCGUUCUGCUGCUUGGACUCUACCUGGUGAUGCUCUACAAGAAGCAACAUUAACAGUGGCAGGUGGCUAUGAUAAGCGUCUCAAGGAAAAUGUUGAAUACCUUGAGGAACUCAAAAGACUCGCAUUGACGGAAGGGGUUUCUGGACAGGUUAAUUUUGUUACAUCUUGCUCAACAUCUGAAAGAAACGAGCUUCUCUCCAACUGCCUCUGCGUUUUAUACACUCCAAAGGAUGAACAUUUCGGUAUUGUACCUCUUGAAGCCAUGGCCGCCCAUAAGCCGGUAAUUGCCUGCAAUAGUGGUGGCCCAGUGGAAACAGUUGUGAAUGAAGUAACAGGGUUUCUGUGUGAUCCCUCUCCCGCAGAAUUCUCCAAAGCCAUGCUGAAACUUGUGAAUGAUCAUGAUCUUGCUGUCAGAUUGGGUGAACAAGCACGUGACCAUGUGGUGCAAAAAUUCUCGACCAAGACAUUUGGUGAUCUCCUCAACAGCUACGUCUUGAACAUCUACCAUGAGAGGAUGGAAUGAUCUAUAAUAUUGGGUCAGCCAUGCCAUAUGAAAACAAUUUGUUCAAUACAAGGUUUUUUUUGCACCUUUACGUCUAAUCUGAUUUUGAUGGACACACAUAAUGACAAUGACAUUCCAUUGAAUCCCUUUGGCAUACUGUAGUCACUCUAUGAUCUGUAUAUUGUUUUCAAUUAUAA